Molecule: messenger RNA, 1312 nt
Organism: Hevea brasiliensis (rubber tree)
Lineage: Eukaryota; Viridiplantae; Streptophyta; Magnoliopsida; Malpighiales; Euphorbiaceae
Product: probable membrane-associated kinase regulator 3
Exons: 1
Coding region: 1-1101 (366 amino acids)
Cellular component (GO): plasma membrane
Molecular function (GO): kinase inhibitor activity
Source: RefSeq, a predicted model, not a curated record
AUGUCAAUGGACAAAGACCAAUCUUAUUUGUGUAGCCAUGCAGAUGAUGACUACAUUGACAUGGAAGUGAUGAGCUCAUCUCAGAAUUUCUUCUUUUACUCCAUUGACUCCCCACCUCAAAGCAAAGAGUUUGAGUUCCAGAUGUCAAUGACUUCCAAUGACAGAGAAACCACAACUUCCCCAGCUGAUGAGCUCUUCUACAAGGGCAAACUCCUCCCUCUACACCUCCCUCCUCGCCUGCAAAUGGUUGAAAAGCUCCUCCAAAACCCCACCACAAAUACUUUUGAACCUUUAAAAGAAAACUGUUCCAUUCCCUUCGUUAAUCCUAGCUGCUCCACCAUCACCACCCCAUUGGAAUCUUUCAAUAUCUCACCUUCAGAAUCGUGGAGGGUUAGCAGUGAACUAAACCCAGAUGAGAAUUUUUUUGAAUUUUCAACUGAAUUCAACAGCUUCAUUGGCUACCAUUCAAUAAAGAAGUCUUGGAUCAAGAAAUUGAAGCAAUCCUCACUGUGCCAAAAACUCAAGGCUUCAAGUGCCUAUCUCAAGUCUUUGUUCAGUAAAUCUGCCUGCACAGAUGAGUCCUGCGCUAAACCAGCACGCAAUAUAGAACCAGAAGAUGCCUCAACAGGCAAAGAUUGUUUAAGCAUGUACAUGAAGGUGGCCAAGAAAAACUCAUUUAGUGAAAUUGAUAAAGAGAAAUGCGAGAUAUCAAAUAUUCUCAAGAAAAGUAUUGAGAGAGAGAUGGCUAGAGAAGGUUUUCACAGCCAAAGGAGAUCCUUCUCAGGGGUGAUUCAACGGCAUUCUGCAAAUAAGCAAUUAUCAUCUUCUUCUGGUUCUUCUUCGGCUUCUUCAUCCUCCUCAUUUUCAUUUAGUUCAACAAAUGGGUUUUGUGAUUUACAAUUGCUCAAGAGAAGUAGCAGUGCGAAUUCAGAGAUAGAGAGUUCAAUUGAAGGAGCCAUUGCCUACUGUAAAAAAUCUCAUCAGCAGCUAAUUCGUUCUAGGAUGACCGCAAUUGAUCAAGUUGGGGUCUUCUCAGUGUCAGCUGCUUCAGGAAUGGUAACAUCUGGUGAUCAAGAAAGGCCUAAAAUCUUCAUAAUAUAAAGGUAAGAGAAUAUUAUUGAUAAAUGGAGAUGGGAUAUGAUUGAUUUCACUCUCAUUUCUGAUAUAGGCAUGCAGUGUAAUUUUCUUGAAGAUUAUUCAGUGGUUUCGUUGUAUAUCAUCUUGAAGCUUUUCUUUUGAAGGUCUUUCUCCAGUGUCCUUGUACUUCGCGCAAAUUAUCAAAGUUAUUUCAGGAAGAUGAAUAAAAAACCUA